Neopelma chrysocephalum (saffron-crested tyrant-manakin) is the source of this 2528-nucleotide messenger RNA. It is a transcript of the gene SAMD3, whose product is annotated as sterile alpha motif domain containing 3. The transcript has 10 exons. The record is from RefSeq and is a predicted model, not a curated record. NCBI's taxonomy places the organism in Eukaryota, Metazoa, Chordata, Aves, Passeriformes, Pipridae. Gene Ontology annotation, molecular function: protein binding. The coding region runs from base 848 to 2443 and encodes 531 amino acids.
AGUUUUCUGCUGCCGAGAAGUUUGUAGCGUGGAACAAGCUGUCUUUAUCAGCAAUCUUCCUCUGGGGAGUUUGCUGUUGUUUUUGGUAUGCGAUGUACCCCUCUCGUUAUCCAAGUCAGUCCUUCGGACUGAAGGCACACGGUAUGUGCAGGACGGAUUCACCCGGAGGGUCGGUGUACGCACCCCGGCUCUCCCAGAGACCCCCUGCCCACCCUCUACCUCCCAAGGGUGCCCGCUGCAUCUUCCCAGGUAGCACUGCAGGCUGGGGAACAGAACUAGCAAAUAAGAGGAGGUGCAGUCCCCUCCCUUCCCCUCCAUCUUUAUUGUCCCUAACUGUUGGUAAUUGAGGGUUAAGUAUUUGCUGUGUACCUGCCCUGGGUGGUGGUGCAGAGAGGGUUAAGGUGCUUGAUUGACUAUAAACGUGUAGGUGACUGACUCUUAUCCGAUGGUGGGGUGGUUUGCUUUUUUCCCCUCUGUAAAAUGUCAGCCAUUUCCUGAUGAGCCUGAUGGUGGUGGUGAAUUUCACACCUUUUUUCUUCUCUGUGAGGAAAUCUGGGUGUUAAUGGUACUGGAGCAGGUCGUGUUUUAUAAGGAAUGAGGCUGUCUCAGAGCAGAGAAAAAGCAGGGAAGGGAGAGGAGGUGAGGAAGGGGAUUCAAGGAAACUGCCACUUAUAAUAGGCAUUAGCUGGAUUAUUUUGCACUAUUUUUAUUCAGAACAUGUAGAUGUAUCUUUAUUUGCUAAGUGCAUUUUUUUCCUAUGAAACGUUGGAGUUCAGUUUAGAGUUCAGCAUAAAAAUAAUCUUCUCUUUUAAUUUCACAGGGAAAUUUAGCACUGCAACAGCUGAAGAUGGAAAAUUGGUCGGUUGAGCAAGUCUGCAACUGGUUGAAACAGAGAAAUUUAGGAGAACUAGUUCCUAAGUUCCGUGAAGAAGAAGUAAGUGGUGCAGCUCUUCUGGCACUUAAUGAUCGUAUGGUGCAACAGCUGGUGAAAAAGAUUGGGCACCAGGCAGUGCUGAUGGACCUGAUUAAAAAAUACCAUCAACAAAAAAGUGGGCUGGAUUCCCUUACAGGCUGUUGUGAAACUGCUUCUCAAAAAUUUCCAGAAGUAAUCAGUGGGGCUACUGACAGACAGAUGUUAAAUUCUUCUGGUCAUGUAGAGCAGAAAAAAUAUCUGUGCUUAAGUGAAAAUGAAAAAGGACUAAUUGAUCUCAGGGUGCUAAAGCAGAAAAAAAAUCUGAAAUCAUUUUUUGCAAGACACAAGAUGUUGCAGUGGACAAGUUCUUAUGCUUUGCCAGACUUUCCUUAUGAUGUCAAGUGUAUAUUAGCUGAAAAAAAAUGCCCUGAUCACAGUGUGAGAAUAAGGAUUAUUGAAUUUUUACAAGCAGACAUGACAAAAUACCUAGAAGGAUCACUGUAUCCGAACAGUCAGCAAUAUAACGUUGUUGUCAAUGCUCUGCUGCAGGCAUACCCAUUCCUUGAUGAAGACGGGAAUGGCUUUUUACUAUGGAAACGGGCACUUAAAGAUCGUUUCAAAUAUGUGCGGAGACCCAUUGAAGAUGAUGAGCAAGUCCUGAGGAACAAAUGCAAGUUUGGCCACAGGAGAGGACAGACCAGAAAAUCUUCAUUUGCUGAAAACAAACUUGAUGAAGUCCAGGUGCAGAUAGAGGAAGAACCUGCUUAUCUUAAAGGCAGUACAAUGGAUUUACAUAUUAAAUGGCUUAAGCAAGAAUAUAUGAAAACUCAGAGGAACUGGAAAGAAGUGGAUAACAAAAUGAAUGUGACAAUAGAAAUACGGAGAAAGAUGAUCAGCAAUAAGGCACCUUUAAAAGAUAUUCUUAGGCUAUUUCCUUUCUUAAGAUGCCCUUAUCAGCUUUUUAGGGAGUUCCAGCUUCUCACACACAUGGACAUUUAUAAGAAAACAGUUGGGAUUUUGGAGAUUUAUUCAGAAAAUAUAUUAUCUUUGUAUGUCGUGAGGAAUAAUCCAAUUAACAUUAUGCUACAAGAAAAUCUGAAGCAGCACACAGAGGAAGAUGUUCUGAAAUAUAUGAAAAUGACUGCUGCAUGUUUACUCCUGCCAGAUGUCUUUGGAGAUGAUUCCAGUCUGUUUGCUGCAGUAAACGAGGAGGUAAAGGCAGUGACACCAGUGUUGGAAGUAAAGAAUCCCUUCAAUGUGAAUUCGUGUGAGUUUGCACUGUAUGUGGAAAGGGAAGAGCUGGCCCAGCUCGAUGACUGCACUAUGGCCCUGGCGGCGCUGGUAGCUGCAUUUCAUGUAUUCGACAUCCCGUGCCCAAAGAGGAUCCACAGGACACUAAAAUUCCUGGAGUCCCUGGUCUUUGAGGUGAGGAACCCAGAAUCCCUGCCCAUUCAGGUAAAGACAGGGCUGGAGGCACCCAAGUAUCCAGUAUCUGAUGGCGCACACAGCACUCCUCUUGGGAGCAUUUGAUAUUUUGUCAAAAUGAAUCCCUUUGUUGUGAAGAUAAAUCAGUGCCAUUAUUUCUAGUGGAAGUGUAUGUAUAUUUAAAUAUGUU